UCGAGUUGAGUAGUAGUAGUAAUAGUAGUAAUGAAGAGCGCUGCCACUGGCCUAGAGCCCUUUUGGUUGUCAAAUUUCGCAACGCUUUCUCGAUGGUUUAUUACUGGUACACAUUUUCGUGCACGUUUUUUCCAGUUGAAAAGCGAUAAGCGCUGUAAUAUUAAUGUUUUUCUGUAGCAGUUUAAUGCAUUACCGAGACGUUAAUAGUGUUUCAAACAAGCUGUGUGAAAAAUGUAGAAAACAAGGCCAUUGAACCAAAUAGAUAGAUGCUAACUAAAAAUAGCCCAACGUUGAUGCAAAUUGAGGGAAAAUAUAAUAGGGUUAAAACACAUUUGGAGCACGUACGCGGCUUCAGUGAAUGAAAUAUUGACUUACAGAUUGGAUAAACAUUCCAACUAGAUUGCUGAUCCACCAACACCAACCGUGUUUCGUUUGCUCUCUGAUAGAGCGCUCGAUGGAAUCGGAACGACCUGGAACGAUAAACAUAUCGCGCGCCGCGCAUUAUUCGUCAAGUGCCCGCGUGAUUAAGUCACAGCACAGGCGGCCGUUACUCGGUCGAACAUGUUGGCUUUCAACUUAAACUUAGUUGGAAAUCGUUCUCUAAACAAAACUGAUCUGUUCGGUUGAUAUCUCGGUGUGCAAUGCAGAACCAACAGUUUUAUGCAUUCAAGUUCGUGAUCAUGGUUUUAAAAUAGCUAUAUUAUAUGACAAUAAAAUAAACAACGAAAAGUGCCAUAUGUGUAAAAGUGAUAAAGAAUAUGCAACGUCAUCAAACAUAUCUAGCGCGAUAAUGGAUUCGACGAGACAGCACUCGUCCUAGAUUGCAUAUCAUUGUGCGAGUUUAAUACGCCAGCAGAAUCAGAUCCUCAGCGGCGCCGUGACACGACCCGAAUGUAAUCUCUCCACCAACUGCCGCAUUCGCUUUCAAGCAAACAGCUGAGCUGAUAACGCCCGACGUCGCUUUAGCUACCCUGUGACACAUGAUAUUAGAUUCGGUGAUAGCUUAAACGAUAUGCGCUGCCCCGCACCCGGGAGAUAUCGACAUUGUAGGCGAGAUACACGCUCGUUGGUCAUUCAAAGCAAUUUGAAAGCGGCUGCUGCAACAGGUGAUAGUACAGUGAUAACCCCGGGAAGUGCCUACGUGACUGGAAGUGUUCUGUUUUUGUGCUGGAAGUGAAUAUUUCACAGACCCCAGUGGCAGACAUAGACAUGGCUGAACCGGCCCAACUGCGACCCCCAGACGGCGGCUGGGGAUGGAUGGUGGUUUUCGCCUACGGCAUGGCCAAUAUCAUGAUUGUGCCAGUGCUCCAGAGUUUCGGUCUCAUCUUCAAGGACACCUUCAAACAGAUCAACAUCUCCGCAACGGACGCCUCGCUCAUCAUCAACCUCGCCUCUGCCGUCGGCAUGACCUUUGGCCUGUUCAAUGGCCCGUUGCUGCGCAGCUUCGGUUUCCGCAAGGUAGCUACCCUCGGUGGAUGUAUGUUCUCCCUCGGUCUCAUGUUCACCUCCAGUGCCGAAACGUUCCUUCACUUCAUCAUUACUUACAGUAUUAUAGCAUCUCUGGGUAUGGGAUUCUGUAAUUCUUCAUUCUCGUUGGCCCUGAAUACGUACUUCGUCACGCGCAGAAAUAAAGCGGCCGGCAUUGCAAUGACCAUCACCGGACUAGGGCCGAUCCUCCUACCUCAGUUAGUUUCACUGCUGGUAGCUCUAUACGGAUCCCGGAAUUGUUUGCUAAUUAUUGGGGCUCUGGCGACACACAUCGUAGCCGGUGCACUACUUUUGCAACCGGUCAAUCGGCACAUGAUUCCGGUGGAGGCGAAGAUCGACCCAUCCUUACCGAAGGAGGAAGCUGCUGAUGAAAAAUACUCAGUUGUUGAUACAUCCCAGAGAAUCAACAGCAAAUGGGAACUGGAAUCUGACAACGAAGACGACUAUCUCGAAAAACAAAGCUACUUCGCAGACCACGACAUGGAUGCCCAAAGUAUCUACGGCUUUGAGCAAACAUCUCAGAUGCGCCGCCGGGAAUCGAUGGCCGCGGCGAUGCACCUAACGCGAACUAAAAGUGAAGUUAUUCAUCCCAUACAGAGGCACCCCUCGACGGCCGAAAUGUUGCUCAAAACGUACUCGCAGAAUUUGGAUCCGCACAUGGAAACCGGCAAGAGGAGAUGGUUCCAAUCUGGAUCGACCGAAACGGUCAAUUUAGGAAGUUCAGUGAAAAUAUUUGAAGACAAAGAACUAGAACGGAGAGGUUCUCUGGACAACGGUUCUCCCAGAAGGAAAUCUUCGACAGCAAGAUUUUCUCCUAGAACCAAACGAUGGUUCGAAAAGUCGGAGGAAUCCUUCCAUUUGGGGAGCUCACUGAAGUUGUUUGACGAGCGGCACCCAGGAUCUCGUAGGAGUUCCCAAUCAAACAUUCGUGAACUGGCAGUUCCUAUGCUUGUCAUCUCCCAAUCGAAGCUUCCAGUUUUAAGUGAAAACCAAGGCCUUACGGAUGAUAACCGACUGCCGUCGAUCAUGAGACAGUUGGAUAAUCCAGCAUCUCCAAAGCCGCAGGGGCCGAAAACCACCAAAUUUGAUUUCAGCCACGUGGAUGGCAAGGGGGAUCCCGUUACUUUACAUGAAGAGAAACGGAAAAGUCUGUCACAAAAAAUAGUGACCCUUUUUGAUCUCACUCUCCUGCGGGACAAAGUGUAUGUCAACAUGAUGUUGGGUAUGUCAAUUGCUGUAUUCGCUGAGAUAAACUUCUCCCUGCUGACGCCAUUCAUUCUGAAUGAUCUGGGCUACGAGACGGAGCAGAUUGCGUCAAUUAUGUCGACCCUGGCGGUUGCGGAUUUGAUGUUUCGAUUUAUCUCCCCAUUCGUUGGAGAUUCGCUGAAGCUAACUCCUCGGAUCAUGUACAUGAUUGCCCUCAGCAUGUUGAUACUUACUAGGUUUAGUAUUCUCAUUGCGCGCAACUACACCGAGAUGAUUGUGGUGGCAUUUUUCCUCGGAGUGGCCAAAGGAGUUCGCACGGUUUACAUGGGCUUGGUCAUCCCAAGUUACAUCCCGCUGAAACGUCUACCCGCGGCAUCCAGCAUCCAGAUGAUGACCAACGGUAUAAUCCUGAUGACGAUUGGUCCGCUGGUCGGGCUGAUCCGGGACCUCUCGGGUGAUUACUCGAAAAGCAUUCUGUUCAUCAAUGGCUUCACAAUUGUGACACUGAUCAUGUGGGCCAUCGAGAUGGUGUACGUGAGUCGUAAGGCAGCGCGGAAACAGCGGGAAGCAAUCACACAAGAAGAGAUCUCCUGAAUGGUAGAUCCUACUUGUUUGGAUUCCCACUUACCAGUGAGUUUAGAAAUAGAUUUUAUUUUACUA
Molecule: messenger RNA, 3354 nt
Organism: Armigeres subalbatus
Lineage: Eukaryota; Metazoa; Arthropoda; Insecta; Diptera; Culicidae
Exons: 8
Coding region: 1210-3288 (692 amino acids)
Biological process (GO): transmembrane transport
Cellular component (GO): membrane
Molecular function (GO): monocarboxylic acid transmembrane transporter activity
Source: RefSeq, a predicted model, not a curated record